This is a messenger RNA of Cydia pomonella (codling moth), 2049 nucleotides long. RefSeq lists its product as uncharacterized. NCBI's taxonomy places the organism in Eukaryota, Metazoa, Arthropoda, Insecta, Lepidoptera, Tortricidae. The transcript has 2 exons. The record is from RefSeq and is a predicted model, not a curated record. Bases 1 to 2049 code for a protein of 682 amino acids.
AUGCCAUAUGAUCAAUUGGAUACUUCAGCAUGGACUCAUCUAAAGGAUCUGGACCUUGCGGAUCCUCAAUAUUGUCAGCCAGGAGCUAUCGAUAUUUUAAUUAAUGUGGGUCUUAUGGUCUCAUCCCUUCAACCUGGUUUAUUGAAGGGUGAGGAAGGUCAACCCGCAGCGGUCAACUCUAUCUUUGGUUGGCUAGUGAUGGGUGACUGUGGUAUUGAUAUUAAACAUUCUCGUUGUCGUUCUCGCAAUAAUCCUUCUGAAACCAGCAAGGAUUGUUAUCUCGUUUCGUCGCUCUCUGUAAGAGAGAACAGUAAGCAGUCCUGGGACAUAAGAAAUGUCGUAAGUCCUAGUACUGUUAUACCUAAUAACAAUUUAUCGUGUCGAUUAGGUGACAGCUCCUUGAGAAAUUACAAGGAGUGUCUUCUCGUUUCGUCUGUAUCUUUGGACAAUAGUAUCAAGAAGUUUUGGGAAGUAGAAAAUGUCGUUAGCCCAAAUGCUGUUACUUUGGCAAAAGAUGAUUUGUCGUGUGAAAACCUUAUGGGUGCAAAAUAUUGUCGGAAUCCCGAAGGAAGAAUAGUGGUCCCAUUAACUUUCGAUGGCCUUCAGGAUCGGCCCCGGUUUUCUAAUUCUCGGGAAAUCGCACUUAAGCGACUUCUACAUUUAGAAAAGAAGUUUAAUAUGAACUCUGAUUUUCGGACAGCGUAUGUCAACUUUAUGGAUGACUAUUUGGAAAACGGUCAUAUGGAGGAGGUUAAGGCCCCUUCGUCGUAUGAAGGCGCCUUUUACUACAUUCCCCACCACGGAAUUUUACGCCCUGAUUCGGUUUCUACCCCUUUGAGGACCGUGUAUGACGCAAGUGCCAAGGAUGGUCAUGGAAAGUCUCUCAAUGACACUCUUCUGCCAGGCCCAAAGUUGCAAAAGAAUAUUUUCGAUUUAUUAAUUCGGUUUCGUUGGCAUGCUGUCGUGUUCACUGGGGACAUCAAACAAAUGUACCGCCAGUUUUUGGUUGAUAAGCAAGACUGCGAUUACCAACGCAUACUUUGGCGGCCAUCUCCCUCUGAACCUGUUAAGGACUUUCGUUUGCUUACAGUCACUUACGGCGUGUCAUGCGCGCCCUACCAAGCAUUGUGGUGUAUCUCGAAACUUGCGCAGGAGUUUAUCGAUACCGCUCCUUUGGGUGCUGCAGUUCUCAACAGGGACACCUAUGUCGAUGACAUCGUGUCAGGCGCAGAUUCGGUAGAGAAUGCGAUACUUAUUCGUGACGAGUUAAUUAAAAUCUUAACUUCUGCUCGUCUGCAUUUAAGAAAAUGGACUUCCAACGAUCAGGGGUUCCUUGUAGAUUUGUCGGAUUCCGAUUUAUACUCGGAACAUUUUCGUAAUUUCGAGGACGUUCAUGACGUCUCAUUAAAGAUUUUAGGUUUGCUGUGGCAACCUAAAUCUGACACAUUUUCAUUUAAAACCUCUAACGUAGAGUGUCGUUGCACUAAACGGUCAAUUCUAUCAGAGAUCGUUCGGAUCUUUGAUCCUUUAGGUUUCCUGUCGCCAGUGGUCUUCCUUGCGAAAUAUUUGAUGCAGCUCUUGUGGUCUUCCGGUCUCCACUGGGAUGAGGAUGUCCCUGAACCUAUCGCUGAAGAGUGGCUCAAAUUAAAAUCUCAGCUGUCGUGUUUGAGCUCACUGUCCAUACCUCGUCGAAUGGUUUUGUCCCAUGACAUUCAAAUACACGGCUUUUGUGAUGCCUCGGAACGAGGAUAUUGCGCAAUCGUUUUUUGUCGCAUGGUUAACGAUGACGAAGAAAUUAUCGUUCGUCUUUGUUGUGCAAAAAGUAAAGUCUCUCCGCUCCGUCGGCUGUCCAUUGCUCGAUUGGAAUUAUUGGCGGACCUCGUAGCGUCAGUUCGUCAUGCGUUGAAGGACUUCCAUUAUGAUGCUAAAACAUAUGCUUGUGCAAGUCAUGGUGGGCGGGACCUGCAUGGUUGUCGCGUCCUGAAGAGGAUUGGCCAAGGCGUCUCUCUCAAAGUGAUGGGGCUGCAUUCGAAGAGGAAAAGGUCUUGA